Molecule: messenger RNA, 2202 nt
Organism: Trypanosoma grayi
Lineage: Eukaryota; Euglenozoa; Kinetoplastea; Trypanosomatida; Trypanosomatidae
Product: putative mitochondrial exoribonuclease DSS-1
Exons: 1
Coding region: 1-2202 (733 amino acids)
Biological process (GO): mRNA catabolic process
Cellular component (GO): P-body; exosome (RNase complex)
Molecular function (GO): 3'-5'-RNA exonuclease activity; RNA binding
Source: RefSeq, a predicted model, not a curated record
AUGACUGCUGCCCGGCGCGUAGCCAAACUCGUGCAGUUUUCGGGCUCUUAUCUCAGCACGUCAUGGACCAGAAAGUUUAUACUUGGCUCCCUGCUGCAGCGCUAUGAUCCCCAACUGGUGGAUGGUGGUGCGGCGGUUUCGUCAUCCUCCGCACAAAAACCCCGUGAGAGCGUGGCGUUGGACAGAGAGCUGCUUCGCCUGCAGCGCAUGCUCGGCGAGGUGUGGUCGCUGCCGGUGCGACCGCUCGACGCCGUGAGUGAGAGGCGCAUUCUUCGCCUCCUCGCGCGGUAUGCAGCGGGGGAAGGUGUCCUCUCAACAGAGGCGUUAGACGAGCUGAACGGCGUGCUCUCCUGCAUUCGCGGCGUCCCACAGCGGGUGGAAUCGCCGCGUGAAAUGGAGCAGCUCCUGCAGGCGCUGCGUUACGUGGAGCCUGGUGAUAAUCUGAGGCGUGUCUCGUUUGCUGGUGAGCUGCAUUACCCACCCAGUGCCUUGUCCUACAUGCACGCCCAUCUAACGGAGGAGAUCCAGCNGGAUGGCGGUGACCCAUUCGACUGCAUACGCGAGCAGAUGGAUGGCCCGGCGUACGCCAUUGACUCGGCCACCACAUCGGAGGUGGAUGACGCGAUUGGUGUGCACACCGAUCCAUCAACAGGUGAGGAAUACUUUGUCGUGUACGUGUCGGAUGCCACGGUGUAUUGCCCAUUCGACAGUCCGCUCGAGCAGGUCACGGCGCGGCUGCUCACCACGACAACUUACCUUCCAGAGGGCGUCUUCUUCAUGCUUCCGAAGCCGAUCGUGGAGGCGGCAACGUUGCGCGAAGACCGGCCGUGCCGCACGUUCAACAUCCGCUUCCAGAUCGAUGAGACGACAGGAGAGCUUCGGAACUACAGUGUGGGAGUUGGCUGGCUGCGGCAACUGCGUCGCAUCACGUACGACGAGGUUCAGGCUUUGUACGACGGCGCAGAAAGUACGGACGCAGCAGCGGCAGCGGCAGCGGCAGCGUGGAUGACGCCAGCGGACAACCGGGCAUUGCACUGCAUUCACCGCGCGGCGCGGAAGCGGCUCGAGGCGCGGCAGUCGCGCUCCCGCGAGCGCUUCAUCGAUGCGAACCUACCAGAGCCCCUCAUCAAGGUGGCGGGCACACGCGUACUGUGUGUACAGGAUCAAGUCGUCGCCACCAAGGACGCACGGCUCGCCGUUGCGGAAAUGAUGAUCGCUGCCAACGAAGUGUGUUCUCGUGUCGCGCAGGCGAACCACCUACCGAUCCCGUACCGCGGUACACGUGAGCUCUCGCUAGACCACGAGGCGGCGCGCUGCUACACCGAGCCACAGGGCGUCGCCGUAGUGGCGUCACUUGACCAGCAGUAUGUCUACUUCGCCGAAGCGAUGCAGCAGGCGAUUCGGCAACUGAGCGCCGUCACACGGGCGGUUUACUUUCACACCCCGAUUUACCAUGCGGGGCUUGACACGUACAACUACACCCACAGUACAAGUCCACUGCGACGCUACGCAGACAUGCUGGUACAUCAUCAGCUGAAGGUAUGGCUGUGGCACACAUUAAAUGGAUGUGGUGGUUCUUCUGCGGCAUAUUCCUCUUCACUCAAAACGAGGUCGAAGAUUAUGCUAGAACAACCUAUCGCAGAGCACACCAUGGCUACACUGUGUUCGAUGAUCAGCAACAAGCAGGAGCAGUCGAGUCUUUUACAGGACAGCAGCCAGCGUUACUGGUUACUACGGUACAUUGAAAAGAACCUCCUCACAAAGGAUUCUAAUUAUCGGUUCAUUUGUCUGGUUGGUGAUACACGUGGAGUGGAAAGCGCGCCAGAGUACACACGCUUUGUGGACUCACCCCGCCGCGGCUUCAGAUUCGACAGUGGUGUCGUUGAACACUGUAACGAUGUCUCCACAUCGUUUGAACAGAGUGCACAUUGGACAGUGCCUUUUGUUGGUCGCUGGCAGCAGAGGCGGCACGAGUACCGGUAUGUCUCGGACAUAUACAUUCCUGAGCUACAGUUUGCUCAUGUGGUGCUGCACAGCCUACCGGAGGUUGUAAUUGGGGCGGUGGUUGAAUGUGAGGUGGUUGCCGUGCACCCAACGCAAGGGCAGCUCGCGCUGGCGGUUGUGAAGGUGUGGGACGGCGGGGACGAGCGGCGGUUAGAGUCAGUGUGGAAGAGGGCGCUGCUUCCGUCGCUGGACUCGUGA